Microthlaspi erraticum is the source of this 249-nucleotide messenger RNA. The record is from the annotation of a GenBank genome assembly. NCBI's taxonomy places the organism in Eukaryota, Viridiplantae, Streptophyta, Magnoliopsida, Brassicales, Brassicaceae.
AUGAUGACGGCCAAGCAAUCUGAGUUACCAGAGCAAGAGCAGCAGCUAAAGUGCCCUCGCUGUGACUCACUCAACACCAAAUUAUGUUACUUUGACAAUUACAAUCAGUCACAGCCUAGUCACUUUUGCAAAAGCUGCCGUUGUUACUGGACUAAAGGCGGCGCCCUCCGUAAAACCCCCUCCGCGGCCGAUCACGCAAGAACAUCAAACGAUCCAUAUUUCUUCUCCGUCGUGCAGCCUCUUGAGUAA